AUGGAGCCAGUGACUUUGUCGCAUAUAUUCGAUGAACAACUGUUUAAUGACAUUUCUGAAAGCAUUUUAGAUGACAUCGAUGUAAAUGAUAUCUCUUUCGAUUUGUCCACCAUUUUGGACAGUUCGGAGCUCAAAAAUGUGAAUAAUGGAGCAAUAUGCCAGUCAUCAGAAAAGAAGACUGUAGAAUCGUUAGUGAAGUCAAAGCCAGUUUCAGGUGUUAUUACGACACAUACAGGACCAGACACCUUAACUGCUGUCGAUGGACAUGACGGUCUUAAUAAACAAAGAUUUACGCAGGAAUCUAUCUCUCUAGACCGUUCCAACUGUCUUCAGGUUGAACAGUAUGCUCACGUUCCUACACCUGUUCAAAAUACAUUUCAUGUGCCUUUGGUAUCCAAACUGUUGUGUAAUUCAGAAGUACAAAAUGUUAGUCUCAACAAAGGCAUAUGUGGCUUGGGAACUCCAUAUUCUGCGCAGUAUUGCUCAACAAACUCUGGUGAUCAAAAGACAGAUUUCUCAGUCUUUAAAGAUGUCAAAGUGAACACUGAAAAUUCUGAACAAAAUAAUGAUACUACGAAACGAGCACCUCAUAAUGCUAUUGAAAAACGUUAUCGUGCAAGUAUUAAUGGGAAAAUAGAUGAACUCCGUAGGCUUUUGGCGCCCACAUCAACUGGAGAUGUUAAGAUGAAUAAAUCUGCUGUUCUUCGCCGUGCAAUCGAUCGUAUCCGUGAACUGGAAGAGAUUAAUGUUCAAUUGAAGACAGAAUUAACGGUUUUACGCUCGAGUAAUCAUACUUCAUCUUGUGUUGAUUCUAAUCACGGUACUUCAGAAAACGAACCAUUUGCGUUUGAAACGUCACCAGUGCCUUUAAGUCAACAAGAAAUAAAUGAUUACUAUUAUUAUCAUCAUCAUCAUAACUACCCGUGUAAAAAAUCUCCACAAACUAUGCCUACUGAAUGCUGCAUUCCAACGAAUCAAGUCUAUCAUUUCUCUGCUACUCCUGGCCCCCUUACUGCUGCUCCUGUUAAAUCUGUUCAUCAGCAAUCAAUAAAUCUAUCCCAUGAGAUAAAUAAAAGUAUUACUGACAAAGAUGUUUUAUUGAUGAAAAUCAAGGAACAUCCAGAGUAUUCCUUCCAUUCAUCUUCAUCGUCAUCAUCAUCAUCUUCGCCACCAUCGAUUAACUCACCGUUCAACUUUCAACAGAAUUAUGACAAAAAGUUUAUCGGCGGGAAUACAACACAGUAUGCAUCUGUAUCACCUGUCUCCAACGCGGCAGCUUCAUCAUCAUUCCUUCUGUGUCAGAACAUUAAUAAUAAUACUAAUAAUAGUAAUAAUAAUAAUAAUGUUAAUCUUUUUGAUUCCUAUGAAAUUAUCAAUAGUAUUAAUAAUCGUGAAAAUCAGCAACGCUUUUAUCAUUUAUCACCACCAUCAUUAAUUCCAUCAGGAAAUAUUCAACAUUGUUGCAAGCCCACACCAACACAACCAAUACAACAACAGCAACAAAUUUUUGAUUUAUCACCGCAUCCAACUGUUAUUCUACCGGAACCAUCAUCGGUAAUCAUUAAAAAUGGUUGUGAUCAUAUAGGCCGUCGGAAGCGUUCAGCUGAAAACUCUAACAUUGAUUUGUACACACCGAUGAAAACACGUUGUAAUCACCUGUUGGUUAAUAAUCGUGAUUAUAGGGUCAAGAAAUUGCCUAUUCCACAAAUGAAAGGAGAGGUUAACACACUUUCUAACAACAAUAAUAAUCACAGUAGUAGUACACUAGCUACUAGUAAUAUUCGUGCUCAAUUUCCAAAUGUAUGCCAACUGCUCUGUGAAAAUAAUUCAUGUUCUCACCCGCUUUCAAUGCCAACAAAAUCGAAUGCUACUAAUGCAAAUCAAUAUAUUCCCAAUGGAGGAGUUGGUUUCAAUGAAGCUGUUGCUCGUACAACUCUGUGUGUUGCUGCUCUAUGCUUGAUUGCCUUGAAUCCAGCCCAAGUUACUAAUCAAAUGUAUUGGAGUACUUCAAGCAGCGGUGAGAAGUCGUCAUCAUCAGCGUCAUUGCCAACUUCAAGGAGUUUAUUGAACUAUUUUGAUCCAUCCAGUGGUUUAAUGAACUUGAUGAACACCAUGUCAAAUUCAUGGUUGAUUUCAUUCAUUUACGGAUUACAAUGGUUUAUUGCCUUGUUAUUAUGCUCUUGGGCAUGUCAUAGAAAGCAUAUCUCAUUUAAAUGGCUUGACUAUUUCAUGAAAUCGAAGCAUAGAACUAUUUCAAUACUCAACGCUAGAUCGCAUUACAGACAAGCUAAUAUAGCUAUGAAUCAGUUGACAUGGUCAAUAGCAGAUUACCACCUGAAAUUAUGCUUACACUCUCUUGGGUGUAGUACGCAUAGUGAAUUGACUCGAUCAGUGCAUGCAACAUCAUUGCUUCAAUGUUUAUACCAGUGUAUACGAUCGAUAAUUGUGUUGAAUAUGAAUUUGCUAUAUGUGCUAUUUAUCUGUUUACCACAAUGGCUAUGGAUAACAUACUGGUGUUGUCCAAUUAGAAAGGGGAAUAGAAGCGUUAUGAUUAAAGGCAAACCUGCUACUACAGGAGAUACAAUUUCCUCAGCUGAAGUUCGUCUACGUUUAAUGGAGUUGUAUUUAUUCGUUCGUAAGCUGAAAAAGGUGAAUUCGGAUUGCUCUGGACUUGUGAACUUCUGCAAAUUACUAGACAACUUAUCAUUGGCAUUAAUGUGUACUCGUGAUUUCCUUGAGGCAUCAAUUCAUGGAUUGGUCAGUGAUAAUAAUAAUAAUACUAAUAAAGUCAAUGAGGAUGAUGUUGGUGGAGAUACGUCGUCGAUAAAUGACACUGAUAAUGACAAAGUGCCUGUACACCUUCUACCCAGAUAUGGUGUAACACUUGGAUUAUUCUUAAGACAACAGCUUGGAAUGCAUUAUCUCGGGUCGUUGAUUAUACGCAUGACAAUUUAUGUAACUGUACAAUUCAGUUUAUCCGAAUUAUGGACAACUUGGUUUACUAAUCCAUUAUUUGUUAAACUAAUCACUGCUGGUGAGAGGAAUUUGAAUUUCGGUGCUGCUGCCUUGUCACCAUCAAGCGGUACUAUGCAUGAUUAUUCAUCGGACAUAGAUACUGGAACAUCAUUGGUAAAUUAUGCUGAGAAGAAUAUUAUCAAUCAGAUGCUGGUUGAAUUACGUGAGCAUAUCACUUGUCAUUGUUUGAAGAUUAUACUCUAUGGUGAAUUGAAUCAAGUGAAAAGUUUAAAAUGUUAUAUUGAUUUACUGGCUGAGCUUUCACCGACAUUGGAUACUUAUUAUGAUAAGAAGUUUACUAAUGCAGUUGGCGAAAGUGAAUACGAAGAAACUGAUGAUCAAGUUUCAUGUGCUCAUUGGUGGGCUCAAAUGUUAACUAUUCUAUGGCAGUAUAGAUGUGAUCAAAUCGAAUUGCCGCUUGAAUCAUUGUGUACUGAAAGUAAUGGAAACAAACCUAUGAAUGGAGAAUCCAAACAUUAUCACUAUGUGCCUGAAUCAUUAUUGAAAUGUUCUUAUCUAGGCGAUCUAGUUAAAGUGCUAUCAGUGAUUCAUACUUCUCGUUCAUCGGAAUGUCAGUCACCUUGUCAUAUGUCAUUACGUGUUGUCUGUGCAUCACUAAGAAAUCUUGCAAAAUUAUGUGGAAAUAUCAAUACUGUACAAACUGGAGAUGAUACCAGUCUGCAAACAAAUCCUCAAUUGGAUUAUAUGCGAUUCAAUUAUUUGGCUUGGUCUUUGUUCGGCACUAUUUGGUGUAUUGAUAUAUUAACUAUGCAAAUAAAAAGUAGUAAUAAGAAUAAGAACAUGAAAGUAUCAUCAACUGACGGCGUAUCUACAGCUAUAAUUCAUAGUUUCAAUGAUAGUUUAUACUUACUACGUCAAUUGGUCGACAGUUAUUUCAAUAUGCCAUCGGCGAAUUGGUGUAGAAUAAAGUUACAAAACGCCGAAGCUGUUCAUCGUCUGUUAGUUGGCGCCAGUCCAGUUCGUGCACGAUUUGCUCUGUUACAAAAUUACAGCCUAUCUCGUCUAUCGACUACCUCGUUAACAGAUAAUGCAAAAGAAGAAGGAGAAGGUGGUACAGCCACGAAAUCACCUAACAGUAAUCCUGCUGUAGGCAGAAUCCCUAACAACAAUCAAUCACAUCAUGAUAAUCUUCUUGUGAACAAUAAUAAUAAUAAUAACGGCAACAACAACAACAAAAAUCCGCCUGCAUUAAUUGGUCGAUCAUCGGCUAGAAAUGGUGUACUGCUACAGUCACCGGGAUGUUAA
Trichobilharzia szidati is the source of this 4281-nucleotide messenger RNA. The record is from the annotation of a GenBank genome assembly. NCBI's taxonomy places the organism in Eukaryota, Metazoa, Platyhelminthes, Trematoda, Strigeidida, Schistosomatidae.